Molecule: messenger RNA, 1066 nt
Organism: Cucurbita pepo subsp. pepo (vegetable marrow)
Lineage: Eukaryota; Viridiplantae; Streptophyta; Magnoliopsida; Cucurbitales; Cucurbitaceae
Product: peroxidase 7-like
Biological process (GO): response to oxidative stress; hydrogen peroxide catabolic process
Molecular function (GO): peroxidase activity; heme binding
Source: RefSeq, a predicted model, not a curated record
CAAGAGGGUUACGGACAGGGUUCGAGCAAAAAUGAAAGCGGUGGUCUUGUUGUCAGUUAUUUUCCUAAUUCAGGCAGCCGCCGUGGUGACGUCGGCCGACAAAGAGUACGAUGAUGACGGGGAAGAAUACACGAGCCUUGAGGUUCCACAGUUGCCGGAGUCUUCAGAUUUCGACGACUUUCUUUCGUACGGAUUCUACCGGAAAAGUUGCCCCGGCGUCGACGGCAUCAUUCACCGGAAACUCAAGCAGUGGUACGAUAAGGAUAACACUAUUGCCGCCAGCAUCAUCAGACUCCAUUUCCACGACUGCGUUGUCAGGGGCUGCGACGCUUCGAUUCUUCUGGAUAACGAGGGAAGCGAGAGGAGGGCUCCGGCGAGCAAGACGCUGAGAGGGUUCGAAGUGAUCGACGACAUCAAAGCAGAGGUAGAGAAAAAAUGCCCCAAAACAGUUUCUUGCGCAGAUAUUCUGACCGCCGCCGCCCGAGAGGCCACCAUUCUCGUCGGCGGCCCAUAUUGGACGGUGCCUUAUGGUAGACGAGAUGGAGUGGAUUCCAUUGGCAGCGAAACUGGAUUGGUACCAAUGGGUCUUGAAGGCAUCACUGAUCUCAUCGAACGAUACCAAUCUCUGGGCUUGAAUCUCGUGGAUUUGGUCGUUCUUUCAGGCGCACACACCAUCGGCAGAGCGUCAUGCGGGUCGAUACAGAGCAGGCUUUACAACUACAGCGGAACGGGCAAACCAGACCCAUCAAUGAGCACAAGCUACGUCAAUUUCUUGAGAAGAAAAUGCCGAUGGGCAUCGGAUUACGUCGACCUUGACGCCACGACACCAAACAAAUUCGACAACGCCUACUACACGAAUCUACCGAAAAAGAUGGGUCUUUUGCCGAGCGAUUCAUCUCUGUAUACUGAUCGAAGAACUGCGCCCAUCGUCAAGGCUUUGGCGUAUCAGCCAUCCCUUUUCCGCCUCCAAUUUGCUGUGUCCAUGGCUAAGCUUGGAAAUGUUCAAGUUCUUACUGAUCUUUUUGAAGGGGAGAUUCGAACCAACUGCAGUUGUAGGAAUUAUUAA